Molecule: messenger RNA, 6814 nt
Organism: Habropoda laboriosa
Lineage: Eukaryota; Metazoa; Arthropoda; Insecta; Hymenoptera; Apidae
Gene: osp
Product: protein outspread
Exons: 18
Coding region: 1-6729 (2242 amino acids)
Biological process (GO): actin filament organization
Cellular component (GO): actin cytoskeleton
Molecular function (GO): actin filament binding
Source: RefSeq, a predicted model, not a curated record
AUGUCGGGCGGCACGGCGGGCGUCCGUGGCACCGGCGCCGAGUGCAGGAAGUUCGCGCCGAACAUAUUCAACAAGAGCAAGUGCAGCAGCUGCUUCAAGCAGAAGGAGGAGCACAGCGCGGAGGCUCUGGAAUGCAACAGGGCAACGAGGAAGAUUUCAAAAUGCGGAUACCUGUUCGUCGCCCCAGGCUGGGACUUUUCGAAUCCGCUGAAUCGGACGAAGAGAUGGCAGAGAAGAUGGUUCGUUCUCUACGACGACGGAGAGCUGACGUACUCUGUGGACGAGCACCCAGAGACAGUUCCUCAAGCGAGGAUCGACAUGACCCGCGUACUAGAGGUAGCUGCUGCUGAGGACAUCACCGGACAUCCGUACAGCCUCGCGGUGACCUCACCGGAAGGUGUUACCUUUGUGAAAGGCACGUGCCGUGAGGAGACUAGAUGGUGGGCUGACGUGCUUCAGGUCUAUUCGAGAAAUAAGGGCCGGCACAAGAGGAACGCGACGUUCCCUGGAGGUCAGACCACCAUUCUACAGGUCACUCCGACCAUCAGGAGCAACACUCCGAACCCUCCUCGACCUCGGUUCAACAGCUGUCGCUCAGAGCCACGAAGCAACACAUGGAUACCGGAAACGAGUGCCUCCACGGACCUCUGUUCUUCCGUGUUCUCCUCCUCCCCUUCUCUGGUAACCAGUAGCGUGGUCACAACGACGAGCAAUGCCCCGAUAAGCAACGGUAACGCUGAGAACAGCAACGAUCAUCGAAGUAGCAACGUGUCACCGUUGAGGACCAGUACACCAUUGGAGAACGGUGGUUCCACGUAUUUGCCGAAUGUACCGUCGACAUCUUCGAUGAAUGGAAGUGUUUCUAACAGUACGGUGUACUCGACGACGUCGACGUCGACUACUAUGUCUACGGGAAGCUCGUUGACGGAGAAACCGCCUAUAGCACCUAACGAGGGUAGAUCGAGCUAUAGGGACCAACCGGCGAGUAGCGCUUCCCCGCCGACCAGGGACAAGCUUCGAGCGGAGGACAAGGCCAGACGUAGGAUGAAUCAGCAUGGAGAACGAGCUGGGACCGCCUGCUCUGGCGAGAAACUAGACGAUGACGCAUGUCGGAGGAUCCUGCUGGAGCACGAGAGAGAGAGGGAGGGUAAAUUGCGGGACAUCGCGGCCUCCUUGACACAGCCGCGCGUCAGAAGGAGCAAACCGAGGACCUCUGAGCCCACUAGAGACGUCGUCGACGCGGCUAACGCUGCUUAUCAGGACAAAUUCAUCCGAGGUGAUCCAGACGGAUGCGGCCUGGACAUCUCCGGCAUCAGGUACUCGCCCACCUCCGAGCUGAGAGUGGACCUUCCCGCGGAGGAUCUGUUGAACAUCAAGAAAGGCUGGUUGAUGAAACGUGGACUGAACAAGGAAUGGAACAAGCACUGGUUCGUGCUGCGCGGUUGCGGCCUCAUGUACUACCGAGAUCCCUGCGCGGAAGAUAAGGGUAUCAUGGACGGCGUCAUAGAUCUGAAUACCGUUACCGCCGUCACGCCCCUUCAAGUCGCAAGAAAUUAUGGAUUCCAGACUGUGGCAUGGGACGAUCGAGGAUCCACCGUGUUGUCCGCGGUCACAGCUGGCAUUCGAGCCAGUUGGAUGUCUGCUAUUCGAAGGGCCGCCAAUUUGCCUGAUCCGGAUAGUAGCAGCGAUUCUCUGACCGUUUGUCAGGAUGGACAGCAAGAUAACACGCCGCAGUCGCCUACAGCAUCCAUCACAGACCGAGAGAGAGACUCGGUGGUCCCAUCGACCUCUGUAACACCGCGCUCAGUCCUCUUCUCUUCCGACGAGGAGUACAGAACAGCGUCGGAGGGAGGCAGACGAGAGUCCGGCGACUGGUCAGAGGUUCCAGUGUCACCGCCUCUCGUGAGAAACGGCGACUGGUCCAGUGGACUGAAAGGAUCCAGCUGGUCUGAUUCCGCGAAUCACGAGUGGUCGGAGCUGCCACCGUCACCGCCGUUGACUAGAACAGCUCUGUCUCGAGUCAAAGCUCGAUCCAGGUCGAGCUCCAGGUCUAGAGUCUACAAACGAAGUCGCAGCUCGCCUCCGAGCUCCAGGAGAAGCACUCUGGACAGCGUGAGAUCCGAGGAUCUCAUGAUGGCUUGCUGCGAGCUGGGAGAAGACGAGGAACAGACGAACGGACAUAUGCAGAGCAACAGUUGUCUAUCGAGCGCGAACGAGAGCCCUCUGAUCGUCGAACUGCUGGAGAACCAGGUGUCGAUGCUGAGGGACCAGCUGGACCAGAAUCAGUCGCACCCAAGCACGCUACUAGUCAUUAUCGAGCGUCAGGAGAACGAGAUCGAGAGCCUGAAGUCGCAGCUGAACACAGCGAGGGCGGACGUCGCUAGCGCCGAGAAGGAGCUGUCCAGGCUGAGACAGCAGAAGGCCGAGGCUUCCAUCAGGGAGAAACAGGUGGACGAGCUGUUGAACACUAUUCAGAGAACGGAGCAACAGAGGAACAAGGAUCUCGAGGACCUGGAGAAGAUGAAGAAGAUGUACAAUAGGGAUAAGGAGAUGCUGGAGUGUAAAUUGUUAGAAACGGAGGCUAUUCUUAGGGAGACCAGCGAGAGGUGCGAGAUGCUUAGCAAAGAGCUGGCUUCCAGUCACAGGACUGUCGAGCAUCUGCAGUCGGAGAUAUCUUCUUUGAGCAACAGGUUGUCUCAAGGAAUAGACGAGAACGAGCGAUUGUACAGCAAGGUGAGAGAACUGGAAGAGAAGGGUGGACUGUCUUCUUCGAGAGAACGAGGGAGGAGCUUCGAUUCGUUGAGCGAUCUGACCAACAUCGAGCUGGAUCUGGACUUGAAUUCGCUGGAUAAGGAAAGAAUUAUGGAGGAGUACGACGAGCUUCGAAGCCGCUUCGAGAAGGCAAUUUUGGAGAUACGAGCGAUGCGCAAGGAGCUCCGCGAGGCUCACGCGAUGCAGGAUGCUCUGGAGUUGGAGAUCUUCGCUCAUAAACAAGACGCAGCGAGUGUCAGCGAGACGAAUCAGGCUCAGAUACAGUUGAUGGCAGCGAGAAUCCAGGAUUUGACCAACAAGCUCGCCGCGAGCGAGAAGCAAGUGAGAACGUUGAAGCAGAAGCUGACGAAGGCCGAAGCGAGAGACAAGAGGAGAUCGCUGUCGUUGAAGGGUCGAGAGUCGUUCCAGAUUUCACAGGAGAUGGAGGACAAGCUUGUGGACCUGGAGAACAAGAUCUGCGCUAUAGAGCGCGGGAAGAGCAUCACCGCGGCCGUGACGACGGGAAGCAGCUCGAAGGAGUCGAGUCCUAAUCCAAAGAAGGAGAAGAGGAGGGAUGGGAAGAGCCUGGACCGCACUAGAUUGAGAAGAAAGUCGUUGGACAGUGCGACGAGCUCGGAACCGAUGAAGGUGUUGAUCAGAUUGAGCACGCUGGAGACAAAGGUAGCUAACGUGACGGAGAACAUGGCGAGCGACGCGGAGAAGGAUUCCAGCGAGUGCAGCGAGGUCAGCGGAUCCUCUACCAGCGAGGUAUCGCUCGAGAUCAUCGCGAGGCUAAGGAAACUGGAGAGAGUGGUGUCAAAGUCGAAGAGACGGCUGGAGAAGUGUUUAGGUUCGACGCAGGCGGAGGACAAGGCGGAGAAGUGUUUGCGCGAGGUGAACGACAUCCUGGACUCGUGUUUAGAAUGUAAGAAAAACCAAGCUAGCGCUCAAGUGACGGAGUCAGUAGGCGUAGUGGUAUCUAGACUAGAGACUAUACUUAAAGAUAAACUGAGCGAACUCACGAAGAGACGGCAAACGCUCGAGCAGAACGGCCAGCUGGACGAUCGUGCGAAGAUGAGAUUGAUCGCGGAGAGGGUCGCGUUCGAGUUCGUCGUUCUGAGGCAGAUCAGGUGCGCGAUCGGCCGGACAUUCGACCGUAGUGCCGUUCUCAGUGAAUUGGUCGAAACUAGUCAGCUUGCCUCAAGCUUAAUGCGUAAGAUUCACGGAACUAAGCCCAAAACGUACCAAAACACCAGUUACAUUCAGUAUCUUACUAGAGUGUUAGCGAAUAAGUUAGUACUAGUAGGCGGCGUGGCCGCAACCGAGACGACGACCGAGUUGCCAGCGGCUCGCAGCGAGAGCCUGAACUUCCUGCUGCAGAAGCAGCGAGAGGUAAAUGAGGUCGUGCGUAGAUACAAGGAGACGAAGUUGAGGCAGCUCGCGGAGGCACUGGCCGCUGAAACUUUGAGCAUGUCCGAGCAGGAGGAUCACAACAAGCAACAGGUGAUCAAUUCUAGUAAAAAAUUGCUGGAGGAUCGACGAAUUCGCGAGGCGUGGGCGUUAGCUCAGGAAACGGUGAGCAAAGAGCUGGUACAGGCUGAGGUGUCUCACGUGAUCAUGCGUUGCGGUCAGAUGUACGAGCAGAACAUCACCGGCAUCACCGACGCCUGCCUCAGCUUCGACAGCGGUGAACACGUCACGCUGGAGUCUUGGAUCGACGCCGCGCAGGCGAGACUGCGCGAAGAGAUGGAGCUGUCGACACGCGAGCUAUCCGAUGUAUACGAGGAGUGUCUUCAUCAGUUGAAGAAGAAGAAGUCAGCUACCGUAGAGUCGAAGUACGAGUCUAGACAGCUGUUGACAGACUACGCGGACGUGAUCGCGCACAAAGCUUUAAUAGACGCCAGAAUCGGGCUUCUUCAGGAGAACACGAGACAGUUGACGAGCUUCCCUGGGGAGACUUUCGUAUCUAGUCUAAUCCGGAACGACGACGUUCUAUCGUGUCUGUUAGCCGCAGACGACCACGAGUUCCAAAGCAAUCCGAUCCUCGACGCGGAGUACAGUUACCUUUAUCAGCAGUUUAGCAAGGAGUGCGAAGACAGGAUAACCGGCUCGAAGCGUACCUCGAAGGAGCAGUUGAAGAACGUGGGUCAGAGUUUAAUCGGCCUGGAGGAGGAGCUUGUAGAGCUUGGUAAACGCGUUCGAGAGAGAUCGUGCGAAAACAGGGAGAAUGUCGCUCCUUGGACAACCACGAAGCCGACCACAGCCACCGUUAACGAUUGGUCAAGCGUGUGUGAGAAGUGCACGCAGCUACGCGAGCAGAUCAAGAAGUUAAGCGACUACAUGAACGGCGUGACUUGCAAGCAGUGCGACCAGCUGCAGGAUACCAUUCAGAGGAUAACGGCGGAGCACAACGAGGAGCUGGAAACAUUGAAACGCAGUCAGGAGAGGGAUUUAAUGGAUAUCAAAGGGGAAUUAGACAGUCAGAGGCAAUCUUUAACCACUCAGUACGAACACGAGGCGGCCAGUCUGCGUGAGAAGGCGAGGAAACUGGAGCACAGGCUGAACGCGAUGGACUCGGAGCAUUCUGCUCACGUGAACGAACUUAGAGCCGCUUAUCAACGAUCCAUGAGCGCUGAAUUGGACACAGACGCCGAGACGAGGAAGAGAUACAAGGAGGAGAUCAAGCAGCUGCGUGCUCUGUGCGAGAAAGGCUUGAUAGCCAUGGAGAACUCUCACAGACGUAUCAUAUCCGAGAUGGAGGAGAAGCAUCGACAGGAAUUGGAGAAUUUGAGGGUGGAGAAGGAGCAGGCUCUGUCGGAAGAGACUCAGGCUACUUUGGCUGCUCUGGACGCCAUGAGGAAGGCUCACGAGCACGAGGUGCAGAAGGAGAUAGCUAAAUUUAAACAGGAAUUUCUCAAACAGAUGCAGGCACGCGAAGACAUUGGCGUGCUUCACAAAGAACACGAAGAAGAGAUGGAGGAGAUCAAGCAGGAGAUCCUUUCGUUGUCCGCCAAGUACUCCUCGAAGUGCGUGGAGUCGGCAGCCUUGGAGGAGAAGGUAGGAUCUCUGACGAAGCAGCUCGCUCAAGCGCAACAGCACAUCAUGCAAUUGGACGCGAGGAACAAACAGCUGAGGGCUCAUCUGGUGUUGGAAACGAACGACACAGGGAUCAACGACACCAUGCAGUUGCUAAGAGGCAGGGACAACGAGAUCAACGAGCCGAGGGAGGAGAUUCAUCGACUGCAACAGUUGAAGCAUGGGGAGGCCCCUCGUGAUACGUCUGGUGUGCCAUCGAAAGCUACGUCGCUAGGCUAUUCGCCGCCUUAUUCGCCGCAGCGUGUACGGAGUAGCCACGAGCCGCUACUCAGAGCUCAGUCGUGCAGCGAGGAGACGAGAACGCCUGGCGAACGGCCAAGAAGCUCGCUGUCCACGUUGCAAAAGUGCACGACGGACAAGCAACAGCAGUCCGGGUUCUCUUACAAGCUUGAACGCGUUAAAUCUGUCUCGUUACCUUACUCGAGUAACAUGGUUAGGCCGGGCAGUAGUUCUGCCGUGGUGGCGUCUUUAGACAGAAAAGAGGUGAGCUUAGGUGAAAAGAGCGGCCAGGAGCGUAACGGCCUGGCGUCGUCACCGUUGUGGGACAGCCUCAGACCUAGGAGCGGACUGCCCCAUCAGUAUCAAGGUGGCACAGCAGAGGUGCGAGUCGACGGUGGCUGGCAGGACGGCGACAAAAUCGAAAAGCAGCAACAAUCACAGGCAUACAGCCUCCGUGCCGACAAUCCUCGCGCGUCCCGCCUCACCCCGGAACCCCCAGCUCUCUCCGUUGCAGAGCUGAUGAGGUCUCCAGCAGUGAGGUGGUCCAGCAGAAGUUGUCGCAGCUUGCCUCCCACGCCCACGCCGAGUUAUCAUCACCCGCUCCACCCCCCACUGCCAGCGGUGGGCAUGGUCGCCGAGAGGAAGAAACGUUUCGAGCUCUGAAUUAAUUAACCAUCCACCCACCCCUCCCCCAGUGUCGAUUGCUACCGCGGAAUAAAUUCAUCGAUCAUCACGCGUCAUCGAUCAG